CUCUGGUGCCGGGAGGCCGAGCCUGGCGUUCCCCCCGAGGUGCCCGGCCAGCAGCGCAGCAGGGCCGCCCACCCCGGGAGCCACGAUUGCUUGGGAGCUGCGGGAGGAGGAGACACAGAGAAGGAGAGAGAAAGAGAGAGAGGCGGCGGCGGGCGCUCAGCCCGCGGGUGCGCGGAGCGCAGGAGGCGGAGCGCUAGUCUGGGUGGCCGCGGGCGAGUGUGCGCGCCCGGCCGGAGAGCUGCGGGAAGGAGGACCCGCACCCCGAGCGCCCCGCCUGGCUUCUUCUCGCGUGCAGCUAGCGCCGCUGCUGCACAGACACACACCCACCGAACGCCACCGAGCACCCGCCGCCCCCGCCGCCGCCGCCGCCGCCGCGCCUCGGGCAGCGGGAUCCAGAGCCAAGUCCAGGGCUGGCGCGGCGCGCAGGGCACCACUUGAUUUUUUUUUUCCCCCUUCACUCCAGCCCUCUCUGAUCUGGGCGGCGGCGGCAGGGGGAUGGGGACUCUAGGCGGGGGAAGGGGGUGACGAUCGAGGAAGAUUAUUGUUCUUUUUAAAGGAUGUCUUCGCUUCCUCCCAAUGAGUCUUCUGUGAGCCUUCCUACUAGAGGCUGCCAACCGGAGUGAGGGAUGUAAAGAGAGAAGGAAAGCCGCCAGGAGCUCCAGCCAGCAGGGGAGACCCUCCUCUCUGCAGAGGGGAGGGGGAUUUCCAACGACACAGCAUUGACGAAAGGGACCUUCGUAGGAGAGGAGCCCUCCGAGGGAGCGGGGAAUCCCACCGCCCUUUGUGGCACAGGAGCCAGGGCUGCUGGCUGAGUGGAGCGGGGUCUGUGGGAGCUAGCUGCCAUGGAGAUGCCUGCUCCCGAGGAGUCCUGCCGCAGCUGACCUCCUCUUUAAGGACCCUGGCUCUGUGGUUCUGUCCAGUUCAAAAUGGCAGAAAAGGCUCCACCUGGCUUGAACAGGAAGACGUCCAGGUCGACACUUUCUCUUCCUCCAGAACCUGUGGACAUUAUUCGAAGCAAAACGUGCUCUCGGAGAGUUAAGAUCAACGUGGGGGGCCUUAACCACGAAGUCCUGUGGAGAACUCUGGAUAGGCUACCCAGGACACGCUUGGGGAAGCUUCGAGACUGCAACACGCACGAGAGCCUCCUGGAGGUAUGCGAUGACUACAAUCUUAACGAGAAUGAGUAUUUCUUCGACCGACAUCCUGGAGCUUUCACGUCUAUUCUAAACUUCUACCGGACAGGAAAGCUCCACAUGAUGGAAGAAAUGUGUGCACUCUCUUUUGGCCAAGAGCUUGAUUACUGGGGCAUCGAUGAGAUCUACUUAGAAUCGUGCUGCCAAGCCAGAUACCAUCAGAAGAAAGAGCAGAUGAAUGAAGAACUGAGGCGGGAGGCAGAGACCAUGCGUGAGCGGGAGGGAGAGGAAUUUGAUAACACCUGCUGCCCUGAGAAAAGGAAGAAACUUUGGGACUUGCUGGAGAAACCGAAUUCCUCCGUGGCUGCAAAGAUCCUGGCCAUCGUGUCUAUCCUGUUCAUCGUACUCUCCACCAUCGCUCUGUCUCUCAACACACUUCCGGAGCUGCAGGAAAAUGAUGAAUUUGGGCAACCCAGCGACAACCGCAAGCUGGCACAUGUAGAGGCUGUGUGCAUCGCUUGGUUUACCAUGGAGUACCUUUUACGAUUCCUGUCCUCACCGAAUAAAUGGAAAUUCUUUAAAGGCCCACUGAAUGUCAUUGACCUGCUGGCCAUCUUACCAUAUUAUGUCACCAUCUUUCUCACCGAGUCCAACAAAAGUGUGCUGCAGUUCCAGAAUGUGAGACGCGUGGUGCAGAUCUUCCGAAUCAUGCGCAUCCUCAGGAUCCUGAAACUCGCCAGACACUCGACUGGCCUGCAGUCUCUGGGCUUCACCCUCAGACGGAGUUACAAUGAGUUGGGCUUGUUAAUAUUAUUUCUGGCUAUGGGGAUAAUGAUAUUUUCCAGCUUGGUGUUUUUUGCUGAGAAAGAUGAAGAUGCUACCAAAUUCACCAGUAUCCCUGCAUCAUUUUGGUGGGCCACCAUCACCAUGACCACUGUGGGCUAUGGUGACAUUUACCCUAAAACACUGUUAGGGAAAAUUGUGGGUGGCCUCUGCUGUAUUGCAGGAGUCCUGGUUAUUGCCCUUCCUAUACCCAUCAUUGUGAACAAUUUCUCUGAGUUCUACAAGGAGCAAAAACGCCAGGAGAAAGCUAUUAAAAGGAGGGAGGCUCUUGAAAGAGCCAAAAGGAAUGGCAGCAUUGUCUCUAUGAACUUAAAAGAUGCCUUUGCUCGAAGUAUGGAACUGAUAGACGUGGCUGUGGAGAAGGCUGGUGAGUCAGCCAAUACCAAGGACUCUGUGGAUGAUAAUCACCUGUCUCCAAGCCGGUGGAAGUGGGCCAGGAAGGCUCUGUCGGAAACAAGCUCCAAUAAGUCUUACGAGAAUAAGUACCAGGAGGUUAGCCAGAAAGACUCCCACGAACAGCUGAACAACACUUCUUCUUCCAGCCCACAGCAUCUGAGUGCCCAGAAACUGGAGAUGCUCUACAACGAAAUCACCAAGACACAGCCUCAUUCCCACCCAACCCCGGACUGCCAAGAACAGCCCGAGAGGCCAUCUGCGUAUGAGGAGGAGAUAGAAAUGGAAGAGGUGGUCUGCCCACAGGAGCAGCUGGCGGUGGCACAGACCGAGGUCAUCGUGGACAUGAAGAGCACCUCCAGCAUUGACAGCUUCACCAGCUGUGCCACUGACUUCACAGAGACCGAGAGAUCCCCCCUGCCACCCCCCUCUGCCUCUCACUUGCAGAUGAAGUUCCCCACUGACCUCCCAGGAACAGAUGAGCACCAAAGAGUCAGGGCACUUCCAUUUCUAACACUGAACAGAGAUAAGGGGCCUGUUGUCAGGGAGGCUACACUGGAUUAUGCCCCAAUUGAUAUAACUGUGAACCUCGACGCUGGGACUUCCCAUGGUCCUUUGCAACCUGACAGUGCCACUGACAGCCCUAAGAGCUCGCUGAAAGGGAGCAACCCCCUCAAGUCCAGAUCCCUCAAAGUGAACUUUCAGGAAAACAGAGGCAGUGCACCCCAGACCCCACCCAGCACAGCCAGGCCACUGCCAGUAACCACGGCUGACUUUCCGCUCACCACCCCUCAGCACAUCAGUACCAUCCUUCUAGAAGAAGCCCUUCCCCAGGGAGAGAGACCCUUGCUGGGUGCUGAUGCUUCAGCACGCUGUCAGGGAUCUUCCAGAGGGCUCUCCCCUCGAUUUCCCAAGCAAAAACUGUUUCCUUUCUCUUCUAGAGAAAGAAGGAGCUUCACGGAAAUAGACACUGGAGAUGACGAAGACUUCUUGGACCUCCAAAGGUCAAGACCAGACAAGCAAGCAGACUCCAGCCCCAACUGCUUAUCAGACAAGCCUGGCGAUGCCAGAGACCCUUUAGGAGAAGAGGGCUGUGUGAGCUCCUCCUCCCCUCAGAACACAGAGCACAACUGUAGGCAAGACAUUUACCAGGCUGUGGGUGAAGCCAAAAAGGACAGUAGUCAAGAAGGGUACAAGAUGGAGAACCACUUGUUUGCCCCAGAAAUUCAUUCCAACCCAGGAGACACGGGUUACUGUCCCACUCGUGAGACCAGCAUGUGACUAGUUAUAAAAGCAAUAAAAAAAAAAACUUCUUUCUUAAAAAUGCGAUUAAUAAUGCCGUGAACUAAAAUAUGGGAAACCCCUCCCCCCCCAAAAAAAAACAGUGCAUAAAAUGUUAUUUUUGCAUGGCAUGAACAGUUUAGUUUAAGUACUGUUUAAAUAAAGAGUCAAGACUGCAUUUUGUAACAAACAAAACUGAGUCAAGAGCAGCGAGCAAAUAAAGAGCUCUGUUAGGAACCAGUGCUCUGCAAUGUCUGACAUUUUUGAUCCUUUCAUUUCGAACUGUAGGCAGGUUUCCGGUUUUAACUUUUACAUUACCAUGAAUUUUAGGAUUUGCACAUGAAAGGAUGAAAUGUCAUUGCAUGUGUUCAUGCUUAUGGGGAGUAAGGUGCUUUGAGCUUGCAAAAUGCAUAACUCUGUACAUAGGCCUGGAUGCAGAAGUCUCAAGAACACGUGGACGCGAGUUCCUGAGACACAGGUAAUCCUUCACAGCCACUGCCUGGAGGAGCUGUCCAGACUUCCUGUUGCAAAACUGCAACCUCUUCUUAACCCACUUUCCUUGUGCAUCUUGCUUUGGAUUAUAAAGCUCUUACGUUUGUUUAAAGGAAUACAGUAUUUUUAUUUAUUUGGGAUAUAAUUCAGAGGGUAUGUUUAUAUGUAUUUUUAUUUAUUUGGAAUAAAAUUCAAAGGGCAUUCUUUUUCUUUCUUUUGCUUUUGCUUAGUUGUUGCAUUUGUGGUGUCAUUUAUAAAUCAUGGAAAUCAGUAAGAUUUAAUGACCAGAUAUCAAGUAUUUGGAAUUUAAGCUUGAACUUUCGCCUAUUACAGACUAUUACAGAAACUCAGUUUUCAUAAACUUGAAAAUGUAUAGAAGGUUCUAUCAUAAAAUAAAAAUUUUAAAUAGUUAUUCCACACUUGGAAAUCAUCUUUAAAACAAUUUCUUUUGGCACUACACACAUGGCUGUAUUUUCCUUUGGUGUCUAGCAUACAAGUUAAGAUCUGCUAAAAUGGAAAUUCCACAAAGUGACUGUUGACAGACUAAAAGUAGAGCCCCCUUCCUUGACAGAGCGGGUCCCCAAAUGAGGUGCCAUGCUAGGAGCCCAGGUCUGGAGAUGGACCACAAAAUCCUUUCCAAUGUAGGAUAGAGAUGUAGACUGACACGACCAGUCGUGGAAGGAUGCUGUUCUGGCAGACUGUGAAUCCUUCCCAAGCAGGGCAAGAACACUCUCAGUAACUGCAGCAACUGGACAGGCUCUCCCAGGUUUCCAGCCCCCAGAACCCCCUAGAAGAGGUCAGGACUCUCCUUGCUGAGAGUCCCUUCUGGCACUUUCUUAAGGAGCACACUGAACGCAAACGCACUGGGCACUGGAGGUUGCCCACUCACUGGACUGACCUGCUUCGUGGAAACCAAGGCUCUCAUUACUGAUGAUCAGCUACCAGCCAUACCAUCUCUGGAAUGACUCUACAACCUCUUGUGAUCUCACUUGUAUUGGAAUAAAAACAAAGACCAAAUUCUUUCUAGGCCCCCUUAAGAUCUCAAAUGAAUGAUUUCUAGUUUCCUGGCAAUGCUCAGGUUUUGCCUCAGCAAAAUGUAUUUUGUGUGUGUGUGCAUAAAGCUGAGGGAAUUGGAAAAACUAAAAGCAAAGCUUAUUGUUUAAGGAAAAAAAUCUAAAUUUUGUUCUUUUUUAAAAGGAAAGCCAUUCAGGAAAAAAUAGCCCAAAUAUUUAUAAUCUAAUAUAAGUCUUUAAUAUUUCUUAAUUAAUAGCCUCUGGUCAUUAAAUCUCAGAUCAAAAAACAAAUUUUGUUUUUUGUUAAAAUCCAAGCAGUCUUGAUGUUAAAACUAACUGAAAACAUUUGUUUUAUCCCACUGUGCUUAGAAUUUCUUAAUGGUUUUCAUGUUUGUUUCAAAACAUAACCCUUAAGAGUUUAUAGUCAUUAAUCAUUAAUAUUUAUAUUAUGCAUACUUCUUUUAGUGUCUAAAGACUACAUGUUGAUCAGUUUUUGUAAAUCUAGAGUAUUUGAAUUUUCUAUAUAUAGUUUUUCAAAGUCAAGUAGGUAUAUCUAUUGUUAGAUAACUAGCAAAUAAGUUAUAAAGAUCAUUUUCUUCAUACAGCUCAUAAAGCAGUUAUUUUCUAACGUCUCCAAUUGAUGAAUCUCUAUUUUUUUUAUUCAUCUGGCUUCAUAAGUGGACUUACUGCCCUGCCAAAUGACCAGCGUCCCACCCUCCGUGUGUCUGUCAGGCCUUCUACUGAGAGCCCUGUUCCAUAACACUUACCAUGGGGACCCUUACCCGGUCUAAAAGUCUCGGAUGUUUUUCCUGGAAGCAAUUUUCCUAAAAAGUCUCUCCCUGUCAUUCUAAAGGUUUGCUAGGAAGGUUUCUGUUUGUUUUGUUUUAAAGUUUUAAAGAAUUUUUUUAAAAAAAUCCCUUGGAAAUCUCAUCCUUUGAGUUCUCUUAGUUCCUCUGAAUCAAAAGUCUUCAGCUAGGAGAAAAGAAAGAAAAAUUUCCUCUAGGAAAUCUUUGACUUUGCUAUUUCACAUGGAGGUAUCUCCCAUAAUGCACCCAUCAAGCCUUCCAAACUUCAGCAAAUGGUAUCUAACUCAGAGGAGAAUGUGUCUGUCUGAAAAGACCUGGAGACCUGGAUACACCUAUCAAGUGUGGAGUUCUUUUGAAGUCUUCUUCUGUGUUCUACAUUAAAAGUUUGUGUUCAUGUAGCAACUUACACUAUGAUAUAUCUGUUUCAGUAUUUUUUAAUGCUGUUUUAUAUUUCUCAUCAACAGGAAAACUGACAGUUUUAUGACUUCAAAUACCUCUUUUGUAUCCCUUGGAAAACACCACCCAAGUUUAGAAAGGACUGCCUGAAUGGGCUAUUGGAAGGUUGCACUUCCAAGAGUUCAUUUCACAGUUAGUUAGCUCAGUGACCAGGAAUAAAGGCCAAUGAAAAAGGCUAUUUGAAUGGCCUCAAAAUAGCAUGGUCCCUCAAAUGGCUAAGAUGUUUCUGCUGGCUGUCUUAACCAGCAACAAAUUGCCACAAAAUGUUUUUAUCUCAAAGAUAAGAGCAUAGGAAUGAGUGUGCAUUGAGUACUGGGAUGGAGAUCAAUGGUAAAAAGCCUGCCUAGCACACAUGACACCCUUGUGAAUCCCCAACACUACAAAAGAAAAGGGGAAGAUGGCCGGGCGGUGGUGGCGCACGCCUUUAAUCCCAGCACUCGGGAGGCAGAGCCAGGCAGAUCGCUGUGAGUUCGAGGCCAGCCUGGGCUACCAAGUGAGCUCCAGGAAAGGCGCAAAACUACGCAGAGAAACCCUGUCUCAAAAAACCAAAAAAAAAAAGAAAAAGAAAAGGGGAAGAAAUGCCUUAAGUAGGUCCACAAGCACAUACCAAGUGGGUCCCUGAAACUGACUUAAUUGUUCUCGAAAUAUUUCACUAGUAAUUCCCUCACCCUGACACAGUAGACUGCCUUGAAGCAAGAUGUGAUUAAACACUAUCAUGAUGAGACUAGAUCUGGUACAAAGAGAGUAUGUGUCCACUGUCUGACCCCAUAUUCUCUUGUUAACAUUCUUAUUUUCAUGCUGGCCAUGAAAAUUUCACAAUUUAUUUUCUCUUGAAAUUAAAAAGGAAGGAAAAAAAGCUUAGGUAUGUAGGCUAUUUCACAGUUCUAUCAAUGUCUAAAAUUAUGUAAAUAAACAGGAACCACAUUGAUAACAUAAAGGUUUUUUUUUUUUUAAAGUAGCAAGAAAGUCUGUGAGGUAGUAAGGGCCUGAUAAUUAAUCUGAACCAAGUUAGGCGCUUAUAUUUGCCAGCUGGGAAUUCUGGCCAUAGUGUACACGUCCCUUAGCAUAGGAGAAAGCCCCAUUGUUUACAAUGUGACAGGACACACACAUGAGGGAGACUAUAGAAAGCCACUUGCUCUUCCUAACCAAAAGCAGACAGAAUUCAAUGACCUUCAGUCUAAACUAAAACACAUCACUUAUUGAAUUUAGUCACAUUGUGCUGUUUGCCCAUUCAGAUGAUACUAGAUGAACGCUUCCUCUUCCAUGCCAAUUACAGGAGCUGAGCAAAGGUACAGCUCUUAGCCUCAUGGAGCUUCCCAUCACUUUCAGCUACACCACCGAUGCAAAGGUAAAGGUCACCUAACAGGCUGAAAAAAAAAAAAUCACCCAAUGAUCUCAGCAGAGAACUAUAGAACAUAAAUAAAUUAUAUCACUUUCCCAAAGAACAUUUUCCUAAGAAAUAGAUGAAUUUUAUAAAGUCUAAUUUAUAAUUAUGUUUGAAUCAUGUUUAGUUUUCAUACUUGAUAUGACAAAUUGUUGAUCUGAUUGAGUGAGAUUGUGAACUACCUUUGCUAUCUGGUAAAUGAAAAAAUAAUAUUUUAUGGUUGGGAAUGUACCUCCGUGAUAGAGCACUUGCCUGCAUAAGGCCCUGGAUUCUAUUCCCAGUACCAAAAGAAAAAAAAAGAAAAGAAAAAGAUUUUAAUUAGAUAUAUUUCUUAUCAAAAUAGUUAAUAAUAGUCUGUCACACAUAACUAGAGAAAAAUUUAAUACCAAGGGAAAGGAUUGGAAAAUCUUACAUUUCUGAAUAAAUUUUAAAAAGGAGUAUUUUAAGUGCUUUUCUUCCUGCAGUCUUUUGGCAACAUUACAGGACUACAACAUUAUUCUCUACUUACUCCUCUAAAUUCCUAACACUUAAAAGUCAACCCCCCUGGCUUGACUCCAAGAAUCUGAUCACUAGGUCCACGGAGAUUUUAAAGUGUAUGGGUUACUUUGCCACUGCAAUGUCUCCCUCAAAGUAACACAAAAAUUAAUAAACCAAAAGGAAAUAACAGAAAACACACACGAGAAAGAGAAAUGGGUUUGGCGGCACAUGGCUUUAUUACUGGGAGGUUGAGACAGGAAGAUUCUGAGCUAGAGCACAGUCGUGGCUACAUAGUGAAUUUCAGACUAGCCUGGCUCAUCUAGGAAGACCCUAUCCCAAAAGGAGGGGGAGGAAGAGGAGGAAGAGCAGCAGCAGCAGCAGCAGCAGCAGCCAGACAUGGUGGUGUGCACAGGAGUCCCUACACUCAUGAGGUGAGAGGCAGGCUAAUCUUGAGUUCCAGGCCAGCCUGGUCUACAUAUCAAAUUCCAGUCCAGCUAGAGCUACACAGUGAGAUACUGUCUUUAAAAAGAGAGGAGAGAGCGGGGAAGAAAAUAAAAAGAAACUAUGAGAUGAAAACAUUCAAAGGCCAGUUUCUUCUAAGAAGAGGAAGGCCUUGACUCAACAGUUCUUGUGAACAGCCUGUGCACAUUUUAGUAAAUACUGUGAUUUGCUGCAGUCCUUGGGUGGUUUCAACAGUCAUUUCUCCCACUUACUUUUGUAAAAUUACCCAAUUAAAUUCCAUGAUUCCUUACUUACCACUGUCAUUAACAUGCAUUACCUCCCUUAGUAAGUCUAAAAUGUUAUUUUAUGGAGACAAUAUAUAUAUAUAUUGAGAGAGAGAGAGAGAGAGAGAGAGAGAGAGAGAGAGAGAGAGGUAUAAUAAGUCAUUUCAAAACCAGAAAAAGACAAAAUUACAAAAGAUUUUUAAAAUGUAAGUAAUUAGUGUAUUCUUAAUUUGUCGUAUACACACCUGCAUAAAUGUUGUACUUAUAUGAAUAUACAUGUAUGAAAUUUAGAUACUUGAUACAUGAAGAAUAGAAUAGAAUUAGUCCAUAAUUUUAACUUCACUUUCUCUCCUAAAGAAGUUAUUUCUUAUCAUCAAACAAUUCUAGAUUACUGUUGAUACAUAACAAAACUUCCUUGAGUUUUUUGCCUAAAGUUAAUUGCCUAAAAUUAACAAACACAUACAGUCCAUGCCCUCCAGUUUACAGCCUAGCAGAUGCUUCAUAUUUAAGUGAUUGUGUUCCCACAUGAAAUCCGCUUUCACAGAGUGGGCUAGUCUGUCAUCUGAGAUCUCCAAAGCCCUUUACUGUCCCUUAGACUCAAGGUGUUUAUUUUCGUUCUUUAAUCUAGUAUCUGAAUUCCACCAUAUAAUUCCUAAACAUUCUGGCUUAAAAUUACAACAUCUGCCUGAAAUUAGUGACAGUGUAUGAAGAUAUUUCCACUUCAAAAAAGAAAAAUAAAGAUGAAUAAAAAAAUGUAUAGACAAAAAUCAUAUUUAUUAAUAAAAAUGACUUUAAAAAAAUAGGCACUCUCUCUAGGUAGCCGAGGUUGGCCUCAGAAUCACAGUCCUCCUGUCUUGGCUGCCUAUGAAGUGGUCAUUUUUAACUAUUCUGUCUCACAUUUUCGACCCUACCCUCUAUUUAAGCCAGCACAACCUACUGCUUGGUAAAAGUCUACUGCUGGUCUGAGUCUAUUCACAAUGGGGCCUGCUGACAAAGAUAUGACUGGAUAGUUUUUCUUAUAAUUCUUUUACAUGUAACUGAAUCUGAAACAGAUUGAGGUGGCAUGUCAAGUCAAAACAAUAGCCUUUCAGAAUGAAGACACAGAACACUGACAGCCUGAGGUGAAGGUGCAAAGGUGUAUCAUAAUCCCCACCCUUCCGCUGUUCUUCUCUGCCUGACAUGCCUUCUAGUGCUCAAUUCGAGAAAAGGUGGAUUCUUUGAGAAUGUGCACAUAGAUGUCAUGGUCAAGGUCAACCCUAUUCCUGUCCCCUCAACCCCCCUCCAGAUCCCCAGCUCUGUUCCUUCCCAACUCCAGAUGUUCUGCAAAGGGUAGGAUCCUAUUUGCACAGAAAAGGUAGUUGGUAACCAGGAGCAAGGACAAAUUCUCUACCAUUUAUGAUGUCCAUGCCCCCCCCCCCCCCGCAUGUAGUCAGAAAUAGCUAGGUUCCAGGCAUUUCUGUGAUCACAUCUCCUUUUGCUUUUUAUUGUCCCUUUGUGUUUGCUACCCUCUGAACUACACUUUCAGGGAACCUCAGCUACUGCCUAUAACACACACACACACACACACACACCACACAAAAACAUCAAGUUUUGCUAAAUCGUGAUCAGUGCUCUAGAUAUGCACUGUAGAUCCACAGUGUGUGCCACUUUGACAUUCUUGCCACUAUGGGAAGCUAGAGAAGAAUGCGAAUGGCAAUGGGGGGGGAGGGGGAUGGUUACGAGUCAUGAUGUAAAGACAAUGCUGUCUUGUUGGUCCGCUCAACAGCUUCUACUCAGAUAGCUUCUACUUGGAGACUCUGACCAGAGUAUGGCACAGCCACUGGCUUGACUCUAAUUGAGAAAAGAGUGUCUUCUAAAUUUCCCAUAAACAUCAAUUUGUGCUCACCCAUCCUUAAGGCAAAGUGUAACCAACAUUUUUAUUUGCAGCGUAUGGGCUAGGCUUUUUUUUUUUUUUUUUUGCCUGCAAGUUUUAUACAAAUCACUAUAUUUGACUAAAAUUGGGAGUAUUCUUUAAGAAAAAUAGACAUUAAAAAAGAAAUAUUAUUAGUAUUAACCCAAAUUACUUGCUCAACGGGAAUGCUGUCACCAGAAAUAAUUAAUAAAAGUGUAUAUACUACUAAACUUUCAGUGAAGAAUUACCAAAAUUCUUUGUAUUCAGCUCAAAAUCAAAGAAAGAAAAAAGAAAAAUCUGCAACUCACAAAAUAUUAGGUUUAUCACACAAUUAUCAAGUUCCAAGCUUAUAUAAUUUUAAAGAGGUAUAUAUUAAACCAUAAAAAAAUUCAAAAGUGAGUGUGUAGAAAGGGUCUCCUAAGCAAAUGUGAGGUUCCAUUCGCAAGCUGAAGCAUUUUAACAGCCUUUGAUCUAGCUACAGAAUAGCCAUGCAUGCUCUGAGCACCUUACUUUCAAUGGAAUCGUUUAUUUUCCACUGUUGCUUAUAUGUGGUUUGCUUGCUUGUUGUGUUUUGUUUGAAGAAGGGAGUAUUCAUAGAAAAAAAGGAGUGUUUAAAGGAAGAAAUUAUUGGGCAACUUAUUAUUACCGACUAUAACUGGAGUAGGUUGGAAACUAAGUGGCCUUCACUGUCCUGUUCCUCCCCCACUCCCCUUUCCAGGCUUCACUAUCCUGGUUUGAAAGGACAGUCCUGUGAUCACAUCUCACAUCCUUCUCCUUCCAGUUUUUCAUUCCUCUCCUAUCUAUAGUACAUGCCAGGAAUCCUGCCCUGGGGCCCACCUGCUUAGAGCGCAUAGGAACCUAGUCACAAGCAGGAGUAAGUGGGCCCAUUAGCAAUAACAACUUGAAGCCUAAAGCCAGAAGGAAGGAACCAGAAAACUCAGAGGCCAAAGGUACACUGUGCCAGCAUAGAAAAGCAACAUGAUUUGACAUCGUUCUUUCCCCUAUGAGUGACCAAAAUUAUAGUUCAGGCAGUGGCACUGUGGGCAAGCCCAGGCAUCCCUCCUUCUGUGUAUGUGCUCUGCAACUGAGCUGCACUCAUGGACCAAACACGGUGUUUUUAAGUUUCUACCAAGCUGUAAAACUUGAAAGGAAAUAGCAGGGUUUUUGAGAAAGGUGGGACAAAACUUAUUAAUGUAUUCCAAGGCAAUCAUCUCAAAUGCAAGCCUUUCUACUAAAUGUGUAUGAAGCUGAUGAGUGUGUCUAUUUUCAGGGCAAUGUCCCAAAAGGAAGAUACCAAUAUCAUCAUCUAUAGUAACAGACAUUUCAGUUGGGGAAAAUUGACAUUCAGGUCAAUUUUCAUAUAGUUAGGGGACAAAAUUCUAAUAGCCAUUCAAACAAAACCUUAACAAAAGGUGAGGGUGGAAAGAAAGCCAUACUGAAAAGCUCAUGCUUUGUCAUCCAUCUAAUUAUAAACAAUUCAUAUUUGGAUUAGGAUUUUAAAAUUUUCUUUUAUGUAAAAAGUGUCUUAAGAUUACCAUGUGAAAUAUAUACUACUUAUUUUAUUAGAAAUAUGUAGAUUUUUUAAAAGACUAUUAUAACUUAAAUAAGAUGGAAUAUAGGAAAAUGCCAAGCAUACUGCUGGACAAAUAAAAGAUAUGUGUCUUAAAACAAGAACUCCAAAGGAAGCAGUUCAAGUCACAUUUGUGUCCUCAAUACUAAGUUCUCAAAUUCUUCUGUAGCUUCUUGAACAGCCAAAAAUUUUAAUGUGUGUUUAAGUAAAACCUACUGUUAUAUAAAAUAUAGGUCAUUUCAUUUGCUAAGUUAUAUACCUAUAGGUACUCUAUGUGGCUUUCAAGAAUGAUAUUAUUUUAACAUGUUUAAACAGAUAACAUGUUAUGGAAACUAGUAGUACAUUUUCAACCUAAUUGCCUUAAAUUUUUAGUGUUUAGUUUGCGAGUAUCAGUUUUUUCUUGAGGAAAACAGCUGCCUACAAUAUUUCAAUACGCAGUCUGUUUGGAGAGUAUUUUGUAUUUUUCUGUUACCACAAAUUUAAGCUGCAUCAUCAUCAUCAUGGAAUCAUUCAACAUGGUAGUCCAUCUUCCCACUUCAAAUGUUUGCAAACCUGUGGACCCAUUUCAUAAAGGGAUUCACAGCCAAUUUGGUUCCACAGUUACAAUAACUGGUCCUUUGCCAACUAUAUUUUGAGUACAAAGGCUUUGUCAUUUAAUGUAUUUUUUUCCUCAUUAAAUUUGUUUUGCUUUCAAAAAUCUAUAGUAUAGAUUGUCAUCAGUAGAUUUCAUUGGAGGCUUUUGUGUUGCUUUAUUUUAAUGUUAAUCCUACUGAUCAAGGAGGGCUAAUUUUUCAUGUCAGUGUAUUUAAAAUUCUGAGUUAUAAAAUUGAGAUGAACCCCCAUAUCUUGUGAUGAUAAGUGAUGACCAGGGGAGCGCCAUACAAGACAGCACCCUUCACACUCAGUCUGGACACAAUGCAGCAACUCCAGGCAGGGCAGGUUGACCUCUGUGGAAACAGAGUGUGGCGGCUCUGAUGUUAAAGACAAGCUAAACUGGGGGUUCUUCUAUUGACUCUACAAAAGACUUCCCAAGAUACAUUAAAACUUUCUUCUAAGAGGAUCUAGUAGCCAUCGCUGAAAAAAUAAAAACCAUACUUUAAUUUUAAUGAAUUUUCAUUUGUUUAAUUGGCUUGGGAUGAUUAUUUUGAAGAUGUUUGGUUGGGUGUGGUUUUGGGGAGAUGGCAGCUCUUUGUGGGGGUUCCUCAGUAAUUUUAUGAAAACCUUAGUAUAACACAUUACUUGGUUUGGACUUUCAAUUCGUUAUAACGCUUAAAAAAUAAUUCAUGUUCUAAGUCAUAAUUGCAUGACAGUUUAGCUCUUAUUAUAUUUAGUUAUAGCCUAAUGGAGACUGUAUCCCUCUGUUUUCUCAAAACAAUAAAGUUCCUAGUUUAUUAAAUAGAAUUCUGACAGAAAA
Molecule: messenger RNA, 13878 nt
Organism: Peromyscus maniculatus bairdii (prairie deer mouse)
Lineage: Eukaryota; Metazoa; Chordata; Mammalia; Rodentia; Cricetidae
Gene: Kcnb2
Product: potassium voltage-gated channel subfamily B member 2
Biological process (GO): potassium ion transmembrane transport; protein homooligomerization; action potential
Cellular component (GO): membrane; voltage-gated potassium channel complex; dendrite
Molecular function (GO): delayed rectifier potassium channel activity; protein binding
Source: RefSeq, a predicted model, not a curated record